UAAAAAGGAAGGCGAAACAAACAGUCCUUUAGCUAGAGGCAACGAUUCUCUUGUUAUUUCCUUCUUCCAUCUUCUUCGCAUUAUUAGCAUUCACAGUUAUAAUUUCAGUUACCCAUUUUCUUCUUCAAUAUCAUUCUGCUAUUUUUGGUUUUGUUCUUUUUGCUUUAACCAUUUCGUCAAUUUGAUUAUUGCACUGCAGCUACCUGAUUCGCCACGCUAAACCACCAGAGAGAAAUGGGAAUUGCAGGAGUGCUAAGGAACAUUGUUCGCCCUCUAUCACUUGCAUCAUCAAGAACCUUGACCUCUCAAAUCUCCACCAAUGCUUCGAUGGCAUUGUUUUGUCCUGUUUCGCCAUCUCCCUGCAAACCUCCCCAGUGGACUCUUCCCCUUUUGAAUCACUUCCAUAGCUUGACAGACACUCGCUUCCCAAAGAGACGACCCUCUGAUAAACCUCGUCGAAAGAGGGCCAGCCUGAGACCAUCUGGGCCUUACGCUUGGGUUCAACAUACACCUGGCGAAACCAUACUUCCAAAUAAGCCGAAUGAGGGGAGUGUCAAAAGGAGAAAUGAGAAGAAACGCAUGAGGCUGCGCCGCGCAUUUAUAUUGGCGGAGAGGAAGAAAAGGAAAGCUCAGCUGCAAGAGGCUAAUAGGAAGAAAAAUAUUCAGAGGGUAGAACGUAAAAUGGCUGCAGUUGCAAGGGAAAGGGAGUGGGCAGAAAGACUGGCUGAGUUGCAGCGACUUGAGGCACAGAAGACAAUCUAAUGGAAUUUGUUAGGACCUAUCUGCAUUUGGUAACACUGGUUGUGCACUCUAUACACUAUUUCUAUAUUUUCAUUAUGUUCAGAAACAUGAAAGUCUGAAUCCCCACAUUUUGUUGUUGAAAGUAAGGCUGACAUUUUUUUCAUGAAACAAAGAUGAGAAAAAUAAAAGAAACCUGGUUUGGGUAGAUCAGUGUGCAGAUGCUAAUAAAUCUUACAGUCUACAACAUUAGGGUGGAAAUAUCUGUUGGGAAGAAUAAUGAGAAGGAGCGAGGAAAGUAGAACUGGAUUUGGUGUGAUGAAGGGAAUCCAAAGGAAGGUGGAUGGAAGGGGAGGGCUUAUCCAGAAUGUAUUAUCCAUUUUG
Vigna umbellata (rice bean) is the source of this 1122-nucleotide messenger RNA. RefSeq names its product protein translocase subunit. Lineage: Eukaryota; Viridiplantae; Streptophyta; Magnoliopsida; Fabales; Fabaceae. The record is from RefSeq and is a predicted model, not a curated record. Gene Ontology annotation, cellular component: mitochondrion.